AUGGGUUGGAUAUGUAUUCUACUUUUGGCAAUUUUAUUGAAAGGUAAUUUUUUUUUGAAAAAAGUUUUGGAGAAAAUCUGAGCUGCUGUCUUUCCAGAUUCCUAUGGAUGUUCUGAAAAUCCAACUUUAUGUAUGAUGGAUUUAUUGAAACAAUGGGAAGAAUUUCGAGUAAAGGAAAAAGAUGCAGCGAAUGUUUUGGUGCCAGUUCUCUAUUAUUCACAUACUUCACUUGAUAUUCUUUGCAAUACCUACAACAUUCUUCAUAAUAAAUGUGGAAUUGAAAAAUGUGAAAAUGAUCCGGUGGCAAGUUUUGUUCAAAGGAAUUUCGGAUAUACUUGUGCUAACAGUUUGAAACAUCAAGAAUGUAUUGUGAAAGCGUUGGUAGGGUCAAAUUGCACUGGAUUGAUUGAAGAGGCACCGAAAAUUGGAGGCGAUUGUAAGUUAUAUAUCUUUUUCAUGGCUCUGAAAAAUUCCAACAAUUCCGAUAUUUUCUAGUACACUGCGACAAAAUAAAUCAGUUUGUACCAUGCGCUGAACAAAUUGUAAAAUCGGAAUGUGGCCAAAUAUCGUAUGCCAUGGUUAUGAAGACUCUUCAAAUGUACGGUUGUGAUGAAAAAAUUGAUAUAGAGAAAGUCGAUGAGUUUUUGAAUAUCAGCGAAGAGCACUUUGUUGAAACAACAACUAUUCUUGCUGAAAUUCGAGUGACUAGUGAAGAUCCUGCAACUUCUACAGUAGAAGUUACUACUGAAGGAACAUCUCAAGAACCAUCUAGUUCCAUAACUGAAGUUUCUCCAACAACAACAAUUGUUGAAGAAACUACUUCAGAAUCUUUGAAAAGUUCGACAGAACUUAUUAAUGAAGUUGAAGGAUCUGGUGAAGAGGUGAUAAUAAAGACCACGACAACAACGCAAUCAGCUAUCAGAACUAGAAAACCGAAAAGAUUCCGCGCUGAAAAUAUGACUGAUUGUUACAGUAGUAUUUUGAGGUAUUUAUUAUUUUUUUAAAGUUUCAGUCAUCAUUGAUUUUUCAGUGAUUUCGGUAGAUUUUUGAAAGCAACCCCAUCAUCUUCUUUUAUUCGAUUCCCACUUUUUGGCCUCAAACCAAUGGAAGUCGAUGUUCUUUGUUCGAAAAGAGAGAUUAGUCAAGAAUGUGUAGAUCAUUUUUGCGUCGGAAAUUGUCGACAUCCACCAAUUAAAAGUUUUGUCGAUGCGCAAUUAAAUGAAGUUUGCCGCUUGAAAACUUCCGAUGAUUUUGAGCUCGAAUUCACAUGUCUGCAGAAUGUACUAGUUGAUACUCCGGUAAUUUCCAAAUUUUUCGAUUGGUUUUAAAAAUCAAUGUUUAGGAAUGUUUAACUUUUAUCAAUACUACAUCUCCGAAUCGCUGCGAUGGUCACGGUCAUUUCAGAAAUUGUAUUGGCGAAAAAAUUGUUGCUGAAUGUUCUGGAGACACUUUGAUGCUUCUUGAUAAACUUCAGAAAGGGUUUUGGAUGUCGUUUGAUCACAGGCUUUGAAGUUGAAGAAAUUGAAUCGUCUGGGGAUGAAGGUUCUGGAAGUGAGAUUGAGAAUGGAGAGAAGAAUUCCACAGAAGUUGUUGAGAAAUUGAAUCAAGAAGAUUUUUUGUUGACUAGUAUCAAUGAAACGAGAAAUUGUACUGGGGAUGUGAAAUCAAUUGUAAGUUUCAUUCCAGAUUGAAUUUCUCAUCAUUCAUCGAAAACUAUUCAGGCAUUAGGAUGUUUAGCUCCACUUCUUAGACUUUGGACUGGUAUCAAGGCAAAUCGAAAAGAUACAGAAGGAGUUUUCCCGAUUUUCCAGUUUUCCAAAAUUGAACUAUUAGAAAUUUGUGAUUCUUUUAUCAACUAUCGGAAUUGUUUCCAAAGAACGAAUUCAGCAAUUUGUAAUUCUCAACCAGUUGUCUUAUUCGCAGAAGAACAUUUUGGACAAGUUUGUACAACUCAAACAAUUGAAGCAUCAAUUCGAACACAUGAUUGUAUAAACGCAUUGAGUCAUCGAGAUGUCACAAAUUGUAAUCGAUUCUCAUUUGGUGAAACAUUACCAGGAAAAAGAAAAUGUACAAAAGUUCGAAGGUAUACAAAAUGUUUACGAAAACUUGUGAAAGAAUCAUGUGGACAUUUGAUGUUAGCGCAUUAUGAUAAUAUUGUUGAUCGAUUUGGUUGCUAA
Molecule: messenger RNA, 2177 nt
Organism: Caenorhabditis angaria
Lineage: Eukaryota; Metazoa; Nematoda; Chromadorea; Rhabditida; Rhabditidae
Source: the annotation of a GenBank genome assembly